AUGGGUACAAAUAGUUCAAUGGGGGUCAAUUCAAAGAAAAGUUCGACUUCUAUCAAGAACACCAAGCAGCUGCCUGCCGACGUGGUGGAAAAUUGUGCGGUACGGGAGGCAUCAGUGACCUCUCCCUCAGGGAACGAUGAGGAUCAGUUUAUGAUCAAAUGUAGGUCGCCUCAUGCUGACUCUGGUCAUCCAGCUAACUCUGUCCAGGUUAGACAGGUGGUUUCCGCUUUUGAGGAAGGUAUGAUCAUCAAUGAGGAUAAAGAGUUGUUGGAGAAUGCGGAGGGUACUUGCCUGGAAGACCUGCAUGAUGGUGCUGCGGCUGGUAGGAAACAGUUUGUGGAAGACCUGCAUGAAUGUGAGACGGUGGAGGAAGCCAGCCUGGAGUGGCCUCACCUUGUUAAAUGA
Linum trigynum is the source of this 405-nucleotide messenger RNA. The record is from the annotation of a GenBank genome assembly. NCBI's taxonomy places the organism in Eukaryota, Viridiplantae, Streptophyta, Magnoliopsida, Malpighiales, Linaceae.